Molecule: messenger RNA, 2249 nt
Organism: Megalops cyprinoides (Indo-Pacific tarpon)
Lineage: Eukaryota; Metazoa; Chordata; Actinopteri; Elopiformes; Megalopidae
Product: E3 ubiquitin-protein ligase RNF6-like
Exons: 4
Coding region: 96-2186 (696 amino acids)
Biological process (GO): ubiquitin-dependent protein catabolic process; positive regulation of DNA-templated transcription; protein ubiquitination
Cellular component (GO): nucleoplasm; cytoplasm
Molecular function (GO): ubiquitin protein ligase activity
Source: RefSeq, a predicted model, not a curated record
AUUAGACGCAGCACCACUGUUCCCAUCUUGAAAUCAGACAACAGAGGAAAGAGUGAACCCAUCCAGCUGCUGUCUCAGGAGUGGUCUCCGCGGCGAUGGACACUCCCGGCGGGCGAGACGAGCGCGUGCAGCAGCGAGAACGGCUGCAGCGGGAGGAAGCCUACUACCACUUCAUAAACGGGCUGAGCGAGGAGGAGUACCGGCUCAUGAGGGACAGCAACCUGCUUGGGACGCCAGGUGAGGUCACAGCGGAAGAGCUGCGGCAGCGUCUUGACGGAGCAAAGGAGCGGCUUUUGGCGCAGCCUCCCCGUGAGCCCCACCCACAGAGCAGCGACCCACAGGAAGAAAACAGGGGCAGAGGGGGUGUGGACGUGGGCGGCGAGGCCUCUAACGGCGACACUCUCCUGGAGUGGCUCAACACGUUCCGGCGCACGGGCAACGCCACGCGCAGCGGGCAAAGCGGGAACCAGACCUGGCGCGCCGUCAGCCGCACCAACCCCAACAGCGGCGAGUUCCGCUUCAGCCUGGAGAUCAACAUCAACCACGAGCAGCCGGAAGUCGUCGAUGCUAUUGACCCUCCCCUGCCCGGCCCUCGUAUUGACCCAGCUCACGCCUCCCAGGGAAGGAGGCCGCAAGUGCGCCGUACACGGAGCAGUACCGCUACGCCCCCGGUCCGGCCCGACAUCCCCGCUGGCAGAGUGUUCGGCUUGCGGAGGGGUGUGGAAGCAGGCUCGACUUCCCUGACGGCCCUGUCCCAGCCAGCACAGAGCAGCGGGAGAAGGGGACGGAGCCAGGGGGCGGAACAGGAGUGGGACUCGGAUGGGUUGGAUUGCCCUCGCUCUAGUCAUCAUUCCUCCACCUUGGAGCAGCCCCGCAGCAGGACUCGAGCGCGGGGGCGUAGGGGAGGGAGGGGCGGAAGGGGAGGGGCAUCCCGCCGUAGCCGGUCGCCGCUCCAUAGAAUGACGGACGCCCACCAAUCCCCCGAACCAGGCACCACCCAAUCCAGCAGACCCGAUGCCCCUCAACCCUCUGAAAUCAGUACAUCCGCCCAUUCUGAUGGACUCAGUGCUGCCCUGAGCCAGGAGUCCAGUGUGCUGGAGGCUGCUAUGGAGACAGGAGAAGCCACGAACGAGCCAGGCCAGGAUACCUCGGCCCUGCCUGCGCCAGUAACCUCCCCUGAGCCAACUGCUGUGCCCGUCCCGGGGACAGCCCCCGACGCCCCAGCUCUGCCUCCGUCAGGGACAGACCCGGAGGCAGGAGCAGAGCAGGUGGAGGCGCAGGCUUCGAGCCCCGGGGGCAGCGGGCGCCGUCACCCCACCAUCAUGCUGGACCUGCAGGUGCGGCGGAUCCGGCCGGGAGAGAACAGGGAUCGCGACAGCAUCGCCAGCCGGACGCGCUCGCGGGUCCGCACCACCGAGAACACGGUCACCUUCGAGAGCGACAGCGGCGGCUUCCGCCGCACCAUCUCGCGCUCGGAGCGCGCCGGAAUCCGCACCUACGUCAGCACCAUCCGCAUCCCGCUGCGGCGCAUCUCCGAGACCGGGCUGGGCGAGCCCAGCUCCACCGCUCUGCGCUCCAUCCUGCGGCAGAUCAUGACCGGCUUCGGCGAGCUCAGCUCCCUCAUGGAGACGGAGGCUGACUCGGAUGCCGCUGCAGCUGCCACCGCCACCGCCACGGCGCCGAGCCCGGAGACCAGCCCCACCGGGCAGGCCCUUGGUGUCCGCGGCGACGAGGACGGCGCGUCCCGGGAGGUUCCGGAGCGGCGGAGCCCGGAGGAGGAGAGGCUCGUGGCGGGGGAGGCAGAGCGGGCGUGGGCGGGCGUGCCGCCGGGCGAGGGGCGGACCGCCGGCAGGGACACCAACAACUUGGUGGAAAACGGCACUCUGCCCAUACUCCGUCUCGCUCACUUCUUCCUCCUGAACGACGACGAGGACGAGGAGCAUCAGCGUGGCCUGACCAAAGAGCAGAUCGACAAUCUGUCCACCCGCACGUACGGCCAGGCCAGCCUUGAGGGCGAGGUGGGCCGGGCCUGCAGCGUGUGCAUCAACGAGUACGCCCAGGGCAACAAGCUGCGGCGCCUGCCCUGCACGCACGAGUUCCACAUCCACUGCAUCGACCGCUGGCUUUCCGAGAACAACACCUGUCCCAUCUGCAGACAGCCUAUACUGUCCUCCCACUUGGAAUGAUUCCUCCCUGUUUAACCCACCCGCCAAGACUGACCUCUCCCAUCCUCUCCGCCCACCAGACUG